CCUAGACACAGUUGACCGUUGGCGCCGCCUUGACAGGUUUGUGAUCAUACGAAGAUCCACAGUUGCCUUGAUGGGAAAAGCGUACUGUACUCGAUGCGCGAAGAGGUUCCCCUCACAGCAGGCAUUACAACAGCACUAUGAUGAUUCCCCUCGCCAUUAUCGAUGCGACAUCUGUGGAUUUGAUGGAUCUACAUGGGAGAAGUUUCUGCAACAUAACCGAAAGACUAAGCAUCGAGUUGUAUGCCAGGGCUGCGAUGAUGGAGAGGGAAUAGCUUGGAUUGCUGGUUCACAGGAGUAUCUCGUACAUCUGAAGGAACAAAAUGUUUGCCAGGCUUGUGAAGAGCAUUUUGAUAGCUCUAGUAAUCUUCACCAUCAUCAAAUGGUACAUUUACCACGGUCGAUUGAAUGCUACGGCUGCUAUCGGAAAUUCUCCACCCUACCAGCGAUGAUAAUACAUUUGGAAUCUGGAGCAUGCCCCUCCGGAAUCGAUAUAGUUGACUUGAACGAGUCGGCUGCGAUGUGUUUCCAGUGGAAGGCAUAUCUCCAUGAGGACUAUCAAAAUGAACUACUCAACCGUGUCGAUUUACUCUCUAAGUAUGGUAACUCGGUUUAUCCAUUCAAAUGUCCGGAAUGCGAUACACGCGUUACGAAGCUAUCGGGUCUCCUCCAACACGUGUAUAGCGACGCGUGCAAUCAGAGUUUGUACGAAGGCAAGAUAGCCAAGUUGACGAAGUGGCUGGAGAAGCGGUAUAGCGUUGACGAGGAAUGAGGAUGUAGCGGUAUCCAUUGACCACCGAGUUUAUUGCGUUUGAGUUGGAUUGCUGAGAAAAACAUCCUGUCAUCGCACAUCUCAGAAAUCUGCACAUCACAUAUUUAGCAUAACAGAAAUGAAAUCAAAGUGAAUUACCU
Messenger RNA from Westerdykella ornata, 909 nucleotides. RefSeq lists its product as uncharacterized. The coding region runs from base 71 to 769 and encodes 232 amino acids. NCBI's taxonomy places the organism in Eukaryota, Fungi, Ascomycota, Dothideomycetes, Pleosporales, Sporormiaceae. The record is from RefSeq and is a predicted model, not a curated record. The transcript has 3 exons.